This is a messenger RNA of Musa acuminata subsp. malaccensis (wild Malaysian banana), 1425 nucleotides long. Its product is annotated as AP2/ERF and B3 domain-containing transcription repressor RAV2-like. Lineage: Eukaryota; Viridiplantae; Streptophyta; Magnoliopsida; Zingiberales; Musaceae. Gene Ontology annotation, biological process: regulation of DNA-templated transcription. The record is from RefSeq and is a predicted model, not a curated record. Gene Ontology annotation, molecular function: DNA binding; DNA-binding transcription factor activity.
AUAUCCUACCAUAUGAAAAACUAGUGCCCAACUUGCUAUAUAACAACACAAAAUAAUCACCUCCUACAGCAGUAGCACUCGGACUAGUCCUUACAUAUACUCCUUCCGAGAUUUGUCUUCACAGCCAUCAUCCACAGUCUUAAGCGAGUCUCGUUAGACGCUGUGAGUUAUGGGGACAAGCUCCGUAGAGGAAGCAUGUGGCGAGAUGAGGAAGACGGGUCCGGUCCCGUCGCCCGAUCCGAAGAGUUUGCAGCGCGUCGGCAGCGGUGCAAGCGACGUCAUCGACCCGGAGGUCGGCGUCGAGGCCGAGUCCCGGAAGCUGCCGUCGUCUCACUACAAAGGCGUCGUCCCCCAGCCCAACGGCCGGUGGGGCGCGCAGAUCUACGAGAAGCACCAGCGCGUCUGGCUCGGCACCUUCAACGAGGAAGCGGAGGCCGCGUGCGCCUACGACGUCGCCGUGCAGCGGUUCCGCGGCCGCGACGCCAUCACCAACUUCAAGCCGCUGAACGACGCCGACAACGGCGACGCGGCCGAGCUCUCCUUUCUCGACUCUCAUUCCAAGGCCGAGAUCGUCGACAUGCUUCGAAAGCACACCUACCGCGACGAGCUACAGAAAAGCAGACUAUCCUUCUGUCUCGAUAGCAAGAAGACUGCUCCUCGCAGUGCACCUGUGACCGGCUUGCUUGUCGGAGCUCAGAGGCAGCACCUCUUCGACAAGGCGGUCACGCCGAGCGACGUCGGCAAGCUCAACCGGCUAGUGAUACCGAAGCAGCACGCCGAGAAGCACUUCCCUCUGCAGAAGACGGGCGCCGCCGCCGCCGCCGGCAAGGGAGUGAUGCUCAACUUCGAGGAUGCCUACGGGAAGGUGUGGCGGUUCCGGUACUCAUACUGGAACAGUAGCCAGAGCUACGUGCUAACGAAAGGCUGGAGCCGGUUCGUGAAGGAGAAAGGCCUCGAGGCCGGCGACGUCAUCACCUUCCACAGAUCGACCGACCCCGAGAAGCAGCUGUUCAUCGAUUCCACGGCGCGUGCUGGCCGAGGCAGCGCGGUAGCUCCGACUCAGAGGCCUCCUGUUCAAGUCGUUAGGCUCUUCGGCUUCAACAUUGUCAGAAAUCCGGCAGCGCCCGUCGGCGGCGAUGGAGUGGACGGGAAUGCUGCCUCCUGCGAAACCGGUAAGCGGAACAGAGAUCAUAUGAAGUCGAUAUCAUCACAAAGGAUGAUCAAGAGGCACUGCACCGAAGCUUUGUAGCUUUGCCAGUUUGGUUAGGUAGUCAUCACUUCAAGUGUUUGUGUAUAUUAAGAGGGGUGGAAAAGCCUAGUGAAGAGAAUGAUAGCAUCAGAAAUUUUAUUUCCUUUUUCUUGUAUUGUUCUGUUCUCUUGAUUCAAUCAGUUCAUAUGGACUGUUUGUGAAACUUGCUUUCGGUA